Messenger RNA from Diospyros lotus (date-plum), 815 nucleotides. Its product is annotated as psbQ-like protein 3, chloroplastic. The coding region runs from base 105 to 680 and encodes 191 amino acids. Gene Ontology annotation, molecular function: calcium ion binding. Lineage: Eukaryota; Viridiplantae; Streptophyta; Magnoliopsida; Ericales; Ebenaceae. The transcript has a single exon. The record is from RefSeq and is a predicted model, not a curated record. Gene Ontology annotation, biological process: photosynthesis; photosynthetic electron transport chain. Gene Ontology annotation, cellular component: chloroplast; extrinsic component of membrane; photosystem II oxygen evolving complex.
GUUAUGCUUGAGAAAAAAACAAACCCCCUCUGAAUUCCAGGACAUAUAUAAAUAAGGCACCAAAAUCAUAUGGGGAUAACGUUUUCCAAAAGAGACAUCACAUUAUGGCAUUGGUGAAAGCAAUUAUAUCAGCCUUUGAACCCAACAACCUACAAAAACCUUUUCCAGACCUAACUAAUUACCAAUUCAAACAUCGCCAUGACAAUAUAGUCCAAGCUGAAGCUACCCACAAACAAAGCAGCAGCAGCAUCAGCAGGAGGCUAGCAACUGCGAGCUCGCUGCUUCUACUGUCCAAUAGUAGAGUUUUUGCGACGCCGGUGGCAAGUGCAUUGGACUUGAGGAUGAUGGCACCGGACCAAAGUGUGGCAGAGGCCGAGGCCGGGAUCAGAGGCCACGCGCAGGACUUGCUGCGGGUGAAGGCGGGCUUGUUGGAGCCGGAGGCGUGGAAGGAAGCCCAGAAAGCGCUGCGAAAGAGCGCUGCGUAUUUGAAGCAGGAUAUUUAUACCAUCAUUCAGAGCAAGCCCGGCAAGGAGAGGCCUCAACUCAGGAAGCUCUACUCGGUCCUCUUCAAUGCCAUCACUGCAUUGGAUUAUGCGGCGAGAGAUAGAGAUAUCAAACGGGUCCAAAAAUUCUACGAUGCAUUGGUUUUGGCUCUUGAUGAUAUUUUGUCUAAAAUUUAGGAUGUGAGUGAAAACGAACUCCGCUUUUGCCUUUGGGUUAGUACUGAAAACGUUAUGGAAGACUGUAUAAUAACUCAUAAAUUUACGAACCUUGAUUUGAGUGUCUCGAAUGCGGUAAUAAACAUAUAUAAUUUU